AUGCUUAUCCAUUGGAAAUGUUUCAGAUUCGUUACUUUACUUGAUAUAUAUCAAGAGCAACCAGUGCUUCUUGACUGCUGUUUGGGAGAAAUAGUUUCGAGGCUUUUAUCAUACAUAGAUUUUCUAAGAGAAAAUGAGACGAAGUUCAGCGGACUUUCUUCUGCUGCCUUCCAGCUUCUAUCCCAUAUUUCGAAAGUUCGUGGCUACAAGUCCUUCUUGGCCUUCCUGCCACAUGAGGUCUCUUGUGCAUUAUCCGUUACAUACCUAGAAAGAGUUCUUUCGUCAUUGGAAAAGGCUUAUGAAAAUUUUCAUGCUAGUUACGUUUUGCUGUUAUGGAUGGUCAUAUUGUGCAAAAAUCCGUUUGAUUUAAAUCGCUUCGCUCCUAACGCUGAAGAUCCUUUGUAUACAGAUCGUCGGAUCAUCAGGAUUGCUCAUUCCUAUCUUUCAAGACCAGUAGACAAGUGUCAUCCUGUUGCCGCAUUAUUAUUAGCAGUUACUGCUUGCCGCGCUGAAGCGUGUUCCACAUUGUUACCUUCGUUGGUGAAAAACAGCGCCGAAGUCUUGCAGAACUCUGAAGAAAAGUCGUCGAAUAAUGUACAGCUUAUUGGCAACCUGUACCUUCUUGUUGCUGUGUUGAAGCAGGGACAAAGAAAGGAUUUGUUAAACUUAGCUCCAUUGAUUUUACAGUCAUUGAAUUUGGCUCAUCAGAUAGAAGGGACUGAUUUUCUUGUGAAGAAAUUAGUCACCAAGCUUGUCCAACGUCUUGGAAUGGUUUUUCUUAAACCAAAAGUAGCUCUUUGGCGGUAUAAUCGUGGCAAUCGUGUUCUUUCAUUUAAUCAGAGUACAGGAGAUUGUAAUGCUGACGUAGUAACAGGGGAAUUAGAUGCUGACGAGGACUACGAUAUACCCCAGAAAGAGCUGGAAUUCGUGAUGGACGUUAUUUUAAAGUCGUUGCGGGAUUGCGAUACUGCUGUACGCUGGUCAGCAGCUAAGGGUGUGGGUAGAGUAGCAUCACGCCUACCAAAAAAUUUGGCUGAAGACGUCGUUCGUUCUAUUCUUGCUUCCAAUUUCGAUGAGGUUUCUGGGCACGCAGCUUGGCAUGGAGGAUGUUUAGCUAUAGCCGAAUUGGCCAGAAGAGGUUAUUUGACGGUCGAUCUGCUACCGGACGUAAUAGAAGUAUUAAAGAAGGCUCUGACUUAUGAGGAACCUCAAGGUCGUCAUGCACUUGGUGCCAAUGUGCGAGAUGCAGCUUGUUAUAUUGCAUGGGCUUUGGCAAGAGCUUUUCGGCCUCUUGACCUAGUUCAUUUCAUGGAAGAUAUCGCCACCUCCUUGGUUUGCGUUGCCCUUUUUGAUCGUGAAACGAACGUGCGAAGGGCUGCCAGUGCUGCAUUCCAGGAAAAUGUGGGCCGCCAUGGAUCUUUUCCUAAUGGUAUCGAUGUCCUUACGCGGAUUGAUUUUUUUGCUGUCAGUCAGCGUAGUCGAGCAUACAUUGAUAUUGCCUGUGAAGUAGCCCGGUUCUCUCCUUAUGCAUGGCCAAUUGUCAAACACCUUCUGUUUAAAAAGAUAAUCCACUGGGAUGAGAAUUUGAGACUUCUUGCUGCUGAGUCGCUGUGCCGUCUGGCUCAAACACAAGGCUCAUUGAUCGUUGAUCAGAUUUCGUCAGCUGUAAUUCCGUUGCUGAACCACAAAAUUCCUGUCUGUCGCCAGGGAGGAAUUCUUGCUUUAAGUGGCAUUCUUUUUGGUUUGAAUGCUCAUGGGUAUCGACUGGAUUCAUUACUCUUGGAGCGCACUGUUCUCGUUCCUGCAGAGUCAUAUUCUGUUUGUGAAAAGAAAAGACGUAUAGCAGGAGGUGCACUGAUCAGACGAGCUGUUAACACUUUUAUACACUUAAUGUCUUCUGUCAUACCCCUGAGCUUGAUACCGGUAAGGAAAAUUAUUAAUAAGUAUAUUGCAGAGCACUGGUUAAAAAGCGUUGAACUGAAUAUAGUUGACGAAAAUGAAGAUAUAAGGCAGAAUGCAAGUGUCGCAGCUAGUUCUUUCUUUAGUUUGUUUACAAAACCAGAGGAUGCAGGAAAACUAGCUUUGCGAGUUAAACAGUGCUACUUACCCAAGUUGUUGAACGCUGACACGGAAUGCUUUUGCCAAGGGAUUGCUUUGCUUCUUAGUUCUCUGCCUGCGAAUAUCUUGUUGGAAACUUGUCUUUCUGGCAAGCCUCUCUUUGAAGAUAUAACGGAAGCGAGAAGCAACUUGGAUAAACUGUGGGCUUUUGGACGACAGUCUUGCAUUGAAGCAAUGACUAAAAUUGCUUUACGAGUUGGGGUUGUAAGGUUUCCGGAACCAAAUGCUUUGAUUGAUUGGUGGGUUUCUUCAGUCAGUAAGAAAGACCUUCUGAAUGCAAUGGAUGAUUACACUAUAAGUCGGCAAGGUGACGUUGGCAGGUUCCUUCGGGAAAGCUCAAUGCGGUCCUUGGCUUUAGUGUUGCCAACGUUGACAGAUAUAGAGUUGCAGAGGGUCAAAACGAAUGCAGCCAUUUAUAGGAUUGUUCAACAGUCUUGUGAGAAGAUCGACGCUGUUAGAGUAUGCGCAGCUGAUGUUAUGUGCAGCUUACUUUGUAGUGGAAUGGAUCAUAUUGUAGAGAGAGAGAUCCUCUUCGAUGUGUAUCUGCGUAAUGCACCAUACGACUACAAAGGGGACUCAGCGCUAUACAGAUACGAUGAUUGGCGCUUAAAGAGUUGUUUUUCCAGGCUUGCUGUACUCCUAACCAGUUCACACUACGCAUAUUCUGCAUUGAGUGGUUUCGUGAUAUCAGCAGGUGGCUUGACGGAAUCAACAAGGAGGAAUGCUGCUGAUGCGGUCUUUACAGUUGUUGCUCAAUAUCGUGACUCAGAGCAGUUUAUGGAGAAGUUCCUGCAUAAUAUCAGUUUAAUAUUCGUUCAACACACAUAUGAGCGACGCGUAGUGUUGCCCCUACUCUGUUUCUUGGAUCAGCUGUUCAAUGCGCAGCUCUUAACCUGUUUUGAAGCGAAUCCAGACUCGUCCUCUUCACUGACUAAAAUAGUUAAUUUUGUUGUUCGUGUUAUACGUGCUUUGCGCUGUCCUUACCCGCUUCUUCGCAGUAAUGCGGCUGAACAAUUAUACGAAUGCCUAGCAGCCGAGUGUGUGCUCGAAGAUGAGAUGGGACGACGUGAAAAGAUUUUGGAUUUACUUGCCAGUACGAAUUGGCAAGUAGAGGAUAAAGAGGACGUAUUAUUCAAAAUUAGCGAUUCAGUUGCUCACUUACUGAAUGUGUCAUAG
Molecule: messenger RNA, 3294 nt
Organism: Enterobius vermicularis (human pinworm)
Lineage: Eukaryota; Metazoa; Nematoda; Chromadorea; Rhabditida; Oxyuridae
Source: the annotation of a GenBank genome assembly